GUUUUUCCCGUCAGCCGCUGUGCGCUCAGGCGCUUAGGAUCGGCAACCUUGACACAAGCUGCACAACCAAGGAAUAACUGUUCGUACGAGAGUGUGCCACGAUUAUGCAGGAGGUCGUAGAUGUCGUCGGAUGCGUUGCCCCAGCUGAAAUGUAGCCAGGGAGCUGUACCCAAUCUAGACCCAAUGUGUCUCGUGUAAGCCUCGGUGCAUGUACCUGGAAUCGAAGUAAGCGCAUGAGUUGGAUGGAGCUGAAUGUCGGUAUGGAGUAGAGUCGUCAGAUGAAUGGGAAUAAAGUCGAUUGGUCAUUAGCCAAGCACUCAUCGGCUGGCUGAGUCGUAUUAAUUCUGACCAUUGCAGCAUGCAGUCAGCAUGUACACGAUCUAAGUACACCCUACAAUGCCUCUGAUAUCCGCGACAGUAUAAUGGUGGAUAUAAGAGUGACUUUGAGAUCACAUCCCAUCCUCGUAGUUGACAAGCCCAUAGUCAAAGCACAGCCAACAUGACAGAAUUUGAAAAGGCGUACGAUAAAGCUAUCGAAGACAAGAUCCUUCCCGGAUAUGCUUUACUCGCGGGUGACAAAGAUGGCAAGAUCCUCUACUCGGGUGCAAAAGGUGUUCAGUCGCUCGUAGAGGGCUCGACACGCCCUUUCCAGCUUGAUACAAUAUGCGCUAUCGCAUCGAUGACAAAGCUCGUGACCGCCGUGGCAGCCUUGAAGUGCGUUGAAGAAGGACUUAUCACGCUCGAUGAAGACGUAGCCAAGCAUCUGCCUAGUAUUGGAAAGUACGGCAUCAUGACCGGUUUCGACGACCAGAAAAAUGAGGCGGUCACUGUGCCUCAUACGACGCCGAUCACCCUGAGGAUGCUACUGAGUCACACGAAUGGCCAUGAGUAUGACUGGUUCAAUCCUGAUCUGAUGAAGUGGCGUGCAAGUCGUGGAGAGACCCCUUGGUGUGGACCGACUGUAGAGGAAAAGUCCACUCUGCCGCUUCUAUACGAGCCAGGCACUAGCUUCAGAUAUGGCGCAGGCUCAGAUUGGGCGGGUAAACUCGUCGAAAAAGUGUCCGGGAAGACACUCAACGCCUUCAUGAAAGAGAAGAUAUGGACGCCACUGGGCAUACAUGACAUUACCUUCUACCCAAAAACGAGACCCGACAUAGAGGAUCGGAUGGCGACUAUCAGCACACUAAACGAACAGGGUGAAGGCCCGGUAGCAGAUACUAAUGGCUUUGACGUCCUGUUCGGUGCCACCGACUGCUUGGGGGGCGCUGGAUGCUUUUCGAGCGCUGAAGCCUACUUUGCUUUCCUCCAGUCCGUUCUAAGGCACGACCCCAAGCUGUUAGGUGAGGCUUCCUGGACGGAGCUCUUCAAGCCACAGCUCGAUAAGAAGUGCAAACAAGAGUUCAACAACUACCUCAAGUGUUCACCGCUGCAUACGCAGUAUCUCGGCAUGUGUCUGCCAACAGAUAUUGAGAAGCAAUGGUCGUUCGCUGGGAUGAUUGUUGAACAGGGCCAGCAAGGACGUAUGAACCCUGGAACCGUCUUCUGGGGAGGUGUACCGAGCAUGACCUGGUAUCUCGAUUUCGAAGCUGGGGUCUGCGGCGUAGCAUUCUGCCAAGUCAUACCACCGAUGAGCCCGAGCAUAUUGAAGCUGCAUGAGCUGUUCCAGAGAGCAAUGUAUGAGAAGGCAGCAGCCUAAUGAGUCAGAGUAUGUCGGACGAGGGGUCGAGAGGCACAGCACAGUAGAGGUUAUUGUCGAGAAAGGAGGCCCGUGCACUUAUCGAUAGGAAGGACGCCACCUAUGUCACUUCUCACCUGAGCGAGCUUCAACUCCUUCUGUCCAUAGUACGAAAACCCUGUUCUCGCAGAACAAGCUCCAUCAGCGCUCGAUGUACCAUAUUCAAAGGUCUCGAAGCUCACCGUAUCUAUGAUUUUACAUUUUGGAUCUCGAAUGGCAACGCAUCGUUUAAACACGAC
Molecule: messenger RNA, 1974 nt
Organism: Alternaria alternata
Lineage: Eukaryota; Fungi; Ascomycota; Dothideomycetes; Pleosporales; Pleosporaceae
Product: beta-lactamase/transpeptidase-like protein
Exons: 3
Coding region: 500-1696 (398 amino acids)
Source: RefSeq, a predicted model, not a curated record